This is a messenger RNA of Corylus avellana, 851 nucleotides long. The record is from RefSeq and is a predicted model, not a curated record. NCBI's taxonomy places the organism in Eukaryota, Viridiplantae, Streptophyta, Magnoliopsida, Fagales, Betulaceae.
AUGAGUACUCGUGGAGCAGGGAAGGUAGUGCGUGUGACUGGUGCUUCCGGUUAUAUAGCUUCAUGGCUUGCGAAGCUCUUGCUCCAACGUGGGUACACAGUCAAAGCCACUGUCAGGGACCCAAAUGAUCCAAAGAAAACAGAACACUUCUUUGCAUUUGAUGGAGCUAAGGAAAGACUUCAUUUGUUCAAAGCUAAUUUAUUGGAAGAAGGAUCUUUUGAUUCUGCAGUUGCUGGAUGUGAAGGUGUUUUUCAUACAGCAUCUCCACUACUUCUUUCAGCCACUGAUCUACAGGCAGAAUUAAUUGAUCCAGCAGUGAAGGGAACAAUUAAUGUUCUUAGAUCAUGUGCAAAAGUUCCUUCUGUCAAGAGAGUGAUUUUAACAUCCUCCAUGGUUGCAGUCACAUAUAAUGGAAAACCUCUGACCUUGGAUGUGGUAGUUGAUGAGACCUGGUUUUCAGAUGCACUGUUUUGUGAGAAAUUGAAGAGUUGGUAUAUGGUUUCAAAAACUUUAGCUGAGGAAGCUGCUUGGAGAUUUGCAAAAGAGAACGAAAUUGAUUUGGUUUCAAUAAAUCCAGGGUUUGUGAUUGGUCCUUUUCUACAACCAACUCUUAAUUUUACCACAGAGGAGAUUCUGAAACUUAUAAAUGGAGAUCAAACAUUUCCCAAUUCAUUCUAUAGAUUUGUCGAUAUUAGAGAUGUUGCAAAUGCACAUAUUCAAGCACUUGAAGUUCCUUCAGCCACAGGCAGAUAUUGUUUAGUUGAAACCGUUAUACACUGUUCUGAGGUUAUGAAGCUUUUGCAUAAACUGUACCCCACUUUGUGCCAUCCAGGAAAGUAAGUCAUUAUUAU